AUGUUAACUUGGAGAAAUGGUGGCAGGUGGACAGUUCCCGAGCCUAAAGGCAUCACUCGGACAACUACGGUGGAAGCUGAAAAACUAAAGUUAGUUUCAGAGGGUUGUGGUGAUCAAAAUGUGGGUAUCUUUAUUUGUCCAAUGAUAAAUUUCUUGUCCUUUCAUUUGCACCAGAAAGAAGUGAAGCGUGACUCGAAGGAUAUUAUAGGGGAAGUUUAUAAAACUCAUAAUGCCAUUCAGACAUUAGACAAAACUAUUUCAAAUUUAGAGAUGGAAUUAGCUGCUGCAAGGGCAGCACAGGAGUCUAUACUCAGUGGCUCUCCUUUGUCAGAGGACUUAAAGAAGACUGGGUCAUCUGGGAAAAGAAGAUAUUUGAUGGUCGUUGGAAUUAAUACAGCCUUUAGCAGCCGCAAAAGAAGAGAUUCAGUUCGUGCUACGUGGAUGCCACAAGGUGAAAAAAGGAAGAAACUGGAAGAAGAGAAGGGUAUCAUUGCUCGCUUCGUCAUUGGUCAUAGUGCGACAUCGGGAGGCAUUUUGGACAGAGCUAUUGAAGCGGAGGACAGAAAGCAUGGAGAUUUCUUGAGACUGGACCAUGUGGAAGGGUACCUUGAAUUGUCAGCCAAGACAAAGAUAUAUUUUGCUACUGCUGUUGCUUUGUGGGAUGCAGAUUUCUAUGUCAAAGUUGAUGAUGAUGUCCAUGUAAAUAUAGCAACACUUGGAGAAACUCUAGUCAGACACCGAAAGAAACCACGGGUAUAUAUUGGAUGCAUGAAAUCUGGUCCUGUCCUUAAUCAAAAGGGUGUGAGAUACCAUGAACCUGAGUACUGGAAAUUUGGUGAAGCAGGGAAUAAGUACUUCCGACAUGCUACUGGACAGCUGUAUGCCAUUUCAAAAGAUUUGGCUAAGUAUAUAUCAAUAAACCAGCAUGUUCUGCACAAGUUUGCCAAUGAAGAUGUUUCGCUGGGGUCAUGGUUUAUUGGACUUGACGCUGAGCACAUUGACGAUCGGAGGCUAUGCUGUGGCACUCCACCUGAUUGCGAGUGGAAGGCCCAGGCUGGCAACAUCUGUGUUGCGUCAUUUGAUUGGAGCUGCAGUGGGAUUUGCAGAUCUGCUGAUAGGAUUAAGGAGGUCCAUCGGCGUUGCGGGGAAGGUGAGAAUGCUUUGUGGAGUGCAACAUUCUAG
This is a messenger RNA of Dovyalis caffra, 1182 nucleotides long. NCBI's taxonomy places the organism in Eukaryota, Viridiplantae, Streptophyta, Magnoliopsida, Malpighiales, Salicaceae. The record is from the annotation of a GenBank genome assembly.